AUGCAGGGAUCGCCGGCAGCGACCCCUGCAAGCGCCACGGCGCAGCUGGAACAGCUGCGGUCGGCGGCGGCAGCACUGGCGGCUUGCACCGCCGUGUCGCCGUCGCCCGCCUCGCCAGGCGCGGCGCCAGCAGGGCAGCAGGCUGCAGAGGCCGACUGGGAGGGCCGCCUGGCGGCGGUCAACGCCGCCAUCGGGGCGGCGCUGCGGCCGGGCAGCGCGGGGUCGCCGCGGGCGGGCGGCAGCCGCGGCCUGGCGCCACACCAGGCGGAGCUUGUCGAGGCGAUCAACAGCUGCGCCGGCAACUGCGUCACCUUCCUGCCCAUGGGCCUGGGCCUGCGCGCCGUCACGGGUGCCGUGCUGAGCCACGCGGCGGCGCGGCACCCCGACCGACACGUGGUGGUGGUGGUGGACCGCCCGGCGCAGGCGCUGUCGCACGCGCAGCGCCUGCGCGCCGAGCUGGGCCUGCCCACCGCCGUCUUCUGCGGCGGCGACUUCCUGUACUCCUUCCCGCAGCAGUUCCAGUCCAGCCGCGUGCUGGUGUUCACCGCCGGCCUGCUGCUGCGCCUGCUGAAGACGGGGGUGUACCGCCUGGAGCAGGCCAGUAUGAUGCUGCUGGUGGAUGCCUUCACGGUGGUGCGCAACCACCCCUCCAACACGCUUGUGCGCGAGUAUUGGAAAGUGGCGGAGGAGGGGCGGCGGCCGCGCGUGCUGGGCGUGCUGGCCAGCCAGCUGCCCGCCAAGCCGCGCCCCUUUGACCGCCUGCGCCAGAACCUGCGCAAGCUGUGCCACAGCCUGCAGGCGCGGCUGCUGCUGCCGGGCGGCGCGGGGCUGGCCCGCCUGGAGGCGCAGCUGCAUCACGACCGCAUACAGCUGCACUCGUACGCGCUGUCGCCGCCAGAGGAGCGGCUGGCCAGCCUGCUGCAGCAGCACCUGCUGGGCCUGUGGGACGUGCUGCACGAGUUUGGGCUCAACCACUUUGGCAGGCUGGUGCAGUUCUCGUCGACGGCGGGGCCGGGCGGCGGCGGCGCGGCGGGCACGCCGCCCGCUCCGGGCUCAGACCCGCAGGCGCUGCAUGGGCUGGGCGGCGGCGUGGGGACCCCCACCCCGCCCCGCCCGCUGGCCGCCGCCAGCCCGCUGUCUGGCGCGGGCAGCCCUGCCGCGGAGGGCAGCCCCGCCACGCCGCUGCACGGCACGCCGCCGGCGGCGGGCCACCACGUCGGCGGCAACUCUGCUGCUGCUGCGGCGGCGGAGCAGCCCGACCCCAUGCAGCACGACUGGGCGCAGGUGGAGCUGCAGGUGCUGCACAGCCUGUGGCACAGCAACGCGCUGCCCAGCCGGGGGGAGCAUAUGCGGGAGGCGGAUGCGCUGGCGCUCAUGAUGCAUGUGGGAGACUGCGUGGGGGCGCUCAGGCUGCUGCUGGAGGAGGGUCCCGGCGCCUGCCUGGCGCGCCUGCCUGCCGCACUGCGCUCGCUGGCGGCGUUUCUGGGAGAGGGGCUGGCGGCACGGGGCCCCUUUGGCGGCGGCCCCGUGCCGCCGCUCAAGGCGCGCAUACUGGAGGUGGCAGCAGCCUCGCCUCUGCUGCGCUGGGCCCAGCAGCGCGGGCAGCAGCCCAGCACGGCGCAGCGGCAGCCUCAGCAGGGGGCGGGCGAGGCCGCGGUGGAGCAGCAGGCGGGCCAGGCGACCGCCGGCAGCCCGCAGCCCGCGGCAGGCGGCGGCGGCGGCGGCGAGGGUGUGGGGCCCGAGGUGGCUGCCGCCGCUGGCUGCGCCCGCUCGGCGGCGCUGGUGGAGCUCCUGCAGGAGCUGCGGGAGGACCGCCAACUCAGCGGCCGGCAGCAGCGCGUGGCGGUGGUGGCUGCCAGCCACGGCUCGGUGGAUGCGCUGGGCCGGCUGCUGGCAGGCUGCCAGGAGCUGGCUGGCAUGAGGGUGUGCCUGCUGCGGGAUGCGGCCCAGGGGGAGCAGGAGGGGAGCGGGGCCUUUGUUGACACCGCGCCUGCGCCGGCUGGCAGCGGCAGCGGCGUAGGGCUGGGUGCGGCACUCGAGUCGGAUGGCAGCGACGACCUGGCUUCGGCGGUGACGGCGGCAGGGUGGCUGGACGCGGCGGCGAGUCGGCUGCAGAGCAGCGAAGGCGAGGCGGCGGCGGGGGCAGCAGCGGCUGAAGCCGCCGUCGAGGGCUUGCCGCCACCACCACCACCAGCAACAGCAGGCGCGGAGCAGGCUGGCGCGGGUGCUGCGGCGGCAGCUGAGCCUGCUGCGCCUGCCGAAGCGGCGCCAGCGCCUGGGAUGGGCAGCAUGGAGGUGCACCUGCUGCCGGCAUCUGAUCUGGCUGAGCUGCAGCAGCGGAUCGGCGCAUACCACGCCCUCGUGUGGUACAGCGCCGGCGCCGUGCUGCACGCCUCCAGCCAGGAGCUCGAGUCGGCAGCCCUGGCUGCCUGCCACAGGCUGUCGGCCGCCGCGGCAGAGGCGGCGGCUGUGGGCGAGGGCCGCACGAGCGAUGCGGGUUCCGCGAGCGAUGGCGCCGCCUCCACCCCCGGCCACGGCCGCCUGGAGUGCCAUGUGCUCGCCAGCGCCAGCCAGGUGCUGGCGCUCGGCGAGGUGCGGCGGGUGGACCACUCUCUCAAGGCGGCGAUGCAGCUGGUGCUGCUGGGCGACGCGGCGGCCGAGGAGAAGCUGACGAUGCUGGCGCACCGCAACACGGCGACGGUACUGGAGCCGCAGGCCCGCCUGGUACUGGAUAUGCUGUGCCUGGGCCUGUGCGGUACCGCCCCCGCCCUGGCAACCAUGACGGCCAGCCCAGCUAAGCCCGAGCGCGGCGGCCGCGGCCGCGGCGGCGACGAGGCGGGCGAGGGCGAGGCGGCGGCGGGGCCACCCCUGGUACUGUUCCAGUCGAGCGUGACGCUGCCGUCGGCCUACUUCCCUCCGGAGCGCUUCCACAUGGCGGGCGCCAGCAUGCCGCUGGAUGUGUUUGUGGGCCCACCGCUGCCCUCGGAGCAGCAGGCCUCCAAUGCGGCGGCGCUGGCGGCCCUGGCGGCGCUCCACCGCCUGGGCAUCAUCGUCCGCUACUGGCCCUCCCGCCUCCUCCUGGCACAGCACCUGCUGCCGCGCAGCCUGCAGGGCCAGCCGGCAGCCGGUGCCGGCGCCGGGCUGGGGCCGCCUCCGCAGCAGCAGGCGGCGGGAGCGGGCGCCGACGCGGCGGCCGGCUCGUCGCAAGCAGCCGAGGGCGCGGCAGCGAUGGCAGCGGCAGCAGCAGCGCUGGCUGGCAGCUGGCCGCAGGCGCCGUCAGGCGGCGGCGGCGGUGGUGCCGCCACGCCGCCGCAUGUCAUGAACUUUUUCUGCCCUCUGUGCAACGUGGCGGCCACCGGGCAUAAGGCAUUUGACGCGCACAUGCGCGGCUUCCGCCACCAGCGCCGCAUCAAGCAGGCGGAGCUGCUGCAGCAGGGGCAGGAGGUCAGCGCCAUGCUGCAGGGGCUGCUGCUGGAGGAUGCCCUCCCCGGUGGCAGGGCGCCGCCGCUGGCUGUGGGGCACCCGGGCCUGGAUCUGGAAGAGGAGGAGGCAGGCGAGUACGGCAGCCCCAGCUUUGCGGACCGGCAGGUGUACAGCCCGGAGCCGACGGCGUACCGCUGCGACGUGUGCGGCGUGUACUGCACCAGCCUGCGCCUGCUGGAAGCGCACACGCGCGGCCGCAAGCACCAGCGCCGAGUGGCAGGCCUCGACUCGCCCGGCGGCCCCAACCACCCGGGAUCCCCCAAGAUCCAGCCGCUGGUGACGCCUUACUUUUGUGGACUCUGCGGCUUGUACGCAACCAGCGAGGAGCAGCUGCGCAUGCACAUGCUGGGCAAGCGGCACACGCGCAUGGUGCAGCUGCACCGCCAGCGUGGCGCCAUGCUGGCGGGCGCCGCGACGCCGCCCGGCGCCGGCGCCUGGCAGGAGCCCGGUGCCAGCCUGCAGCAGCAGCAGCACCAGCUGCUGACCGCGGCCGCCGCCGCCGCCGCCGCCGCGGCAGCGGGCGCCGGCGGCGCCGGCUGGGGCUUUGGCGCCGGCGGCGGCGCCGCCGAGCACGAGAGCCACUCGCCGCUGGCUGCCGCCCUGGCGGCGGGCAUGGAGGCCGGCGGGCCCUCUCCCGGCCUGGGCACCCCAAGCGGCUACGCCUCCCCCUCGCUCCUGGCAGGCCCCGCAACGCUGCCUGGCGGCGGCGCCGGCGGCGACGGGUGGGCGGCCGGGGAGCUGCAGGCGGCGGUGCUGCAGGGCAUGCUGCUGGACGCGGCGGGCAACCAGCGCAUCUAUCGGUGCGACCUGUGCGGUGUGGUGACCCCCUCACGGCGCCACUACGACUACCACUUACAGGGCAUCAAGCACACGCGGCGCCAGCUGCGGGCGCAAGGCCUGGAUCCGGGCUCCGCCUCGCAGCCCGGCACCCCUGCCAGCUGCGGCAGCCCCCUGGGCGGCAGCCGCAGCACCAGCCCCGCCCGCGCCGCGCGCGGCCGCCACUCCCGCCACAGCAGCGCCGACUGGGGGCCCGGCGGGGUGGGCAUCGCCGCUGCGGCCAUGGCGGCGGCGGCGGCGGAGCCGCCCCCUGAGUCGCUCAUCUGCUCUGUGUGCGGCAUCAUGGCCACCAGCGCAGUAAACCUGGAGGACCACUACAAGGGCCGGCGGCACCAGAAGAACGUGGAGCGGCAGGCGGCGCAGGAGGCGGCGACCGCCGCCGCCAUGGCCGCCGCCGCCGCCGCCGCGGCGGGCCAGCUGCCGCCGCUGCCGCCCAACGUCUCCGCCGUGGGCGGCCCCUUUGCCAGCACUGCGGCGGCGGCGCCGGGCGGCGGCGCGCCCGCGGCCCCGCCGCCGCAGGCCCCCCCCGCCCUGCAGCGCUCCACCAGCGGCAUCACGCUGGGAGCCGACGGGCUGCGCCUCAGCGGCGGCGCCCUGCUGUCCGCGGGCUCCCUGCAGCGCCUGCCCAGCGGCGACGUGUACGACGGCUUCCCCUGCGUGCGCAUCGGCGACGUGCUGCUGCCCUCCAGCAUGGACCUGCGCGCAUUCCUGGAGGAGAUGCAGCAUCUGGAUGAGGCGGAGGAGGAGGCGGACCAGCUGCCGCCCAUCGCUGAAUACCUGGAGGUCGGCGGCGAGCUCGAGGCGUUUGGCAGCUCCACCCACCUGGCCGCCAGCCUGCCGCCGGCCAGCCAGCCGCGGGAGCAGGCUGCCUGGGCCCACGGCAGCGGCGGCGGCGCCGGCCCGGCCGCCGCCUCUGCGGGCUGGGGCGGCAGCAGCGGCGGCGGGGGCGGCGGCGGCGGCGCGGCGCACGCCGGGGCGACCUCGCAGCGUUACCCCCGCCAGCCCAGCCACGGCGCAGGCUCCAGCAGGUCCCAGCCCAGCUCUCCAUCCUUCCAGCCAUCCGCAGGCGGGGGUGGCGGCGGGUAUGGCCGGCAGGGCGGGCGCCCCGGCUCCGCAGGCCCCCGCCUCUCCCGCUUUGCCCACGACCAGCAGCAGGCGCACCAGGAGCUGCAGGCGGCGGCGGCUGCGGGGCUGGGCUAUGGCCACCAGCUGGGCAUGCCGGGCGGUGGGGGCGGGUUUGGCAUGCAGGCCCCUGGUUAUGCCAUGCACCUGGGCAUGCAGCAGCAGCAGCAGCAGCAGCAGCAGCAGCAGGCCUUGAUGGGCCAGGCCGCCUAUGGCGCCGGCGCCGGCGGCUACGGCGUGGCUCCAGACUAUGCCGCCGCCAAUGCCGUGCUGGCUGCGCAGCAGCAGGCCAUGAUGCAGCAGGCGAUGCAGAUGCAGCAGAUGCAGCUGGCGGCGGCAUACGGCGGCGCCGGCAUGCCCGCCAUGCCACUCGGGUAUGGCGGCGUGGCGCAGGCGCAGGCGGCGCACCAGCAGCAGCAGCAGCAGCAGCAGGGCGGCUCGCCGCACGCCUUCUUCCCGCCGCCCAGCCUGCCCUCGCACCAGGGCAGGUUCCCCUGGAAGCGGCUGCUGUCGGACGAGGAGGUGCAGCAGGGGAUUGCCCACUAUGGCGGCGGCAGCAGGCUGCGGCGAGUGGCGCAGAAGCUGCUUGCGGGGCAGCCUGUCAAGGUGUACACCCUGGGCGGCUCAGUCACCUUUGGGCACGGCGUGGACGACCCCAGGCUGAGCUACCCCUCGCUGUUUUUUCAGUUCAUCAAUGCCAGCUUCCCCCACAGGCGAGCGGGCGCCCGUGUUUCGGUGGAGUUCUCGGUCAACGACCCCACCACCUCCUUUACCUCCUCGGGGCGGCACUCAUACGAGGCGCUGCUGCGUCAGCUGCUGUCGCUGCCCAGCCGGCCCGCCGUGGUCCUGCUCCAUCACUACCCGUGGUGGAAGGCGGCGGGUGAUGGCCUGAGCAGCGGCCUGUUCUACAGAGAGCCCGAGGGGCAGCUCAACACCUUCUCCUAUUUUUACGACCUGCCGUCCCUGUCGCUACGGUCGGCGGCAUGGCGGCUGAUGGCGGCGGGCAUUGAGGGGUUCAAGGUUGACAAGUUGAUAUUGGAGGGCAACCGGGACGCCAGCACCGGGGAGCCCAUACCCACCGCCGCCGCCGCCUCCCGAGCCGACUAUCUGUACAUUGACACCAUCCACCCCGGCCCCAACGGCCACCAAGUGUUGGCGGAGCUGCUCAGCGGGCUGCUGAGGCGAGCAGUGGGCGAGGUAGCAGUCGGGGCGGCGCCAGCAGCCCGGAGAGACCCACGGCUGGAGGGGCUGCCGCCGCCCAUGAUCCCAAACUUCGAGGAGAACCAGGCCUCGCUCUGCGCACAGCUGGAGGCCUUCAAGACCAUGGUGGCACGCCAGCGGGGCUUUGAGUACCGCCCAGAGAAGCCGCUGCUUCACUCCUGGGUGGAGCAGAAGUGGGGGUGGACCGGCAGUGAGCCAGGGUCUUGGGCUGAGAUAGAGGUGGACACGCGGCCCAAGCCGGGCACCAAGGCCCGCCGCACGUCGCUGCUGCUGUCCCACCUGCGCAGCUACAGUGGCAUGGGCACCGCCGCUGUGGAGUGUGUGUCGGGGUGCGCCUGCGACCCCAACACCCUGGAUGGCACCACCGCCAGCCACGUCUCUGUCUUCAAGGUCCACUCCUUCAAGGUGUCACAGCAUGCCCGCUGCCGCAUCCGAGUGACCGUCAGUGAUGAGCGGGGAGAGACACCACAGGAGGGGCACAAGGUCAUGCUGGCGGCGGUGAUGGUGACACACAAGGUGCACUGA
Messenger RNA from Chlorella variabilis, 7188 nucleotides. RefSeq lists its product as hypothetical. Gene Ontology annotation, molecular function: nucleic acid binding; zinc ion binding. The record is from RefSeq and is a predicted model, not a curated record. NCBI's taxonomy places the organism in Eukaryota, Viridiplantae, Chlorophyta, Trebouxiophyceae, Chlorellales, Chlorellaceae. Bases 1 to 7188 code for a protein of 2395 amino acids. The transcript has 27 exons.